Solenopsis invicta (red fire ant) is the source of this 1308-nucleotide messenger RNA. It is a transcript of the gene Arl5, whose product is annotated as ADP-ribosylation factor-like protein 5B. Gene Ontology annotation, molecular function: GTPase activity; GTP binding. The record is from RefSeq and is a predicted model, not a curated record. The coding region runs from base 364 to 903 and encodes 179 amino acids. NCBI's taxonomy places the organism in Eukaryota, Metazoa, Arthropoda, Insecta, Hymenoptera, Formicidae. The transcript is spliced from 3 exons. Gene Ontology annotation, biological process: vesicle-mediated transport; protein localization to Golgi membrane; intracellular protein transport. Gene Ontology annotation, cellular component: cytoplasm; trans-Golgi network.
CUGCUCGUCGAUCAGAGGCGCAACAUGUCGCGCUUCGCUCGAUCGAGCUAGACCGAGUUAGACGGGUUCGCGUCUGCCCCGCCGAUUUCUACCCGUCCUCCGCGCGUCGCAGCACCAGCCGUUAUCGCGAUCGCGUUCGCGGGAUCGCCGGUUUCCGUGUUGACGUUCCGACCUGAUUAUGACGUCGAACUGCGAACCGAUGUUGCGCGUAAACGACGUUUCGUCGUCGCGGAAACGAACAUAACCCCUCCGAGAGACAAUGAACCGCCCUAUUCUCGGGACGUUUUUCUAACUGCAAGGGAGACGGCGAGCUUGUGGCGUUGAACAGGAUAUAUUCUGUUGGUCCGGGUUUGAUUAAUCAACAUGGGACUGCUGUUCGCGAAGCUGUGGAGCCUGUUCGGCAAUGAAGAGCAUAAAAUAGUCAUGGUUGGCUUGGACAAUGCUGGGAAGACGACGAUAUUGUAUCAAUUCCUGAUGAACGAGGUUGUCCACACGUCCCCGACCAUUGGAUCCAAUGUGGAAGAAGUUGUGUGGAAGAAUAUUCAUUUUAUCAUGUGGGACUUGGGUGGUCAACAGAGUCUGAGGGCCGCCUGGUCCACUUACUACACCAACACCGAGUUCAUCAUCAUGGUCAUAGACAGCACAGAUCGAGAGAGGCUCGGUGUAAUCAGAGAGGAACUCUAUUCGAUGUUGAAUCAUGAGGAGUUGAGCAAGGCUAACGUUCUGGUCUACGCUAAUAAGCAAGACUUGAGGGGCAGCAUGACCGCGGCCGAGAUUUCGAGACAGUUGGAUCUAACGUCCAUUAAGAAACAUCAGUGGCACAUACAGAGCUGUUGCGCUCUCACGGGAGAGGGAUUGUAUCAAGGGCUGGAGUGGAUUGUCGGACGUUUGAAAAAGACAUGACGUACAUUAUGAGAGUUUAUAAGUCUAAUGGAAUAUCCAAAAUGUAAAAUAUGUUAUUAAGCUAAGUUAGCCCUGGUUAACACACUUUGAUGGUUAUACGGAAGAGAAAAGCAGCUUGGACUGUCGCAUUUCGUUAGUCAUUAUUUAAAUCUCCUGGUAUGACCUUCAAAGUGCAUACGAUCAUCUUAUUGCCGCAGAGCGAAUACACAAAGGAUGGUGGAUGGGUAAAUUUGUUCUUUAGCUAUCAAUUGCCCUGGUUGUUUACGUGAUAAAAAAAGUUUGGUAUUACCGUUCGUGACAUUACAAUAAACCUCAACUUGUUUUCACUAUGAUCAGUAACAAAGAUAAGAAAAGAAUGAAGAUAAGUGCAGAUGCACAAAGCAAGAUAUUAAAUGCAUGCUAAAA